CACCUUGCAGAUCCAAAGGCCGUUGCUGUGUGUCUUGUCUUAUUGACUAAACAUCCUGCUUUGGGGCAAAGCUCAAUUCAAUCCACCCCGCCAGUCCAUCAUCCACCCCACCUUAAGACCUGAUACCUCCCCCCUUCUCGACACCUGGGAUCGCCAACCUCUCAAUCUACAUCGCCCAGAAUUCGCAUUUAGCUGCGAAUCGCUGCAAUCGAAGCUCGCCCGAGUACGAGCACGUCUUUCCACGCAACCACCCGAACAAACACACACAAUCACAAUGGCGGGAGUCAAGAGCGCUCUGCCAACGCACCUCAUGCCAAACCCCGAUGACAACGGCUUUGAGCAGCGUCACCAUGGCAAGACUCGCAGUCACAUGGCCUUCGAGAACACCUCGACCAACGUCGCUGCCGCCCAGAUGCGAAAUGCCCUGACCAACCUCGCCGAGACCGUCGAGGACCCUAAGGAGAAGAAGCUGUUCGAGACUGAGAUGGACAACUUCUUUGCCCUUUUCCGACGAUACCUCAACGACAAGGCCAAGGGAAAUGCGGUUGACUGGGACCGCAUUGCCCCUCCCGCUCAGGGACAGGUCGUUGACUACGAGGACCUUGCCAACACGGAGUCCGUGCAGUUCCUGAACAAGCUUGCCGUCCUCAAGCUUAACGGAGGUCUGGGUACCUCCAUGGGUUGCGUUGGACCCAAGUCCGUCAUCGAAGUCCGUGAUGGCAUGUCCUUCCUCGACCUGUCUGUCCGCCAGAUCGAAUACCUCAACCGCACCUACAGCGUCAACGUCCCCUUCAUCCUGAUGAACUCGUUCAACACCAACGAUGACACCGCUGCCAUUAUCAAGAAGUACGAGGGCCACAACGUGGACAUCCUCACCUUCAACCAGUCAAGAUACCCCCGAAUUUACAAGGACUCGCUCCUGCCCGUCCCCAAGUCAUUCAACUCGUCCAUCACCGAGUGGUAUCCUCCUGGACACGGUGACGUUUUCGAGUCCCUGUACAACUCUGGCAUUCUUGACCAGCUGUUGGAGCGCGGCAUCGAGAUCAUCUUCCUGUCCAACGUUGACAACCUGGGCGCUGUCGUCGACCUGCGCAUCCUCCAGCACAUGGUUGAGACCAAGGCCGAGUACAUCAUGGAGUUGACCAACAAGACCAAGGCCGACGUCAAGGGUGGUACCAUCAUUGACUACGAGGGAUCCGUCCGCCUGCUUGAAAUCGCCCAGGUGCCCAAGGAGCACGUCAACGAGUUCAAGUCCAUCAAGAAGUUCAAGUACUUCAACACCAACAACAUCUGGCUGAACCUCAGCGCCAUCAAGCGUGUCGUGGAGAACAACGAGCUGGCUAUGGAGAUUAUCCCCAACGGCAAGACCAUCCCCGGUGACAAGAAGGGCGAGUCGGACAUUUCCAUCCUCCAGCUCGAGACGGCCGUCGGUGCCGCCAUCCGCCACUUCAACAACGCCCACGGUGUCAACGUUCCCCGUCGGCGAUUCUUGCCCGUCAAGACCUGCUCCGACCUGAUGCUGGUCAAGUCUGACCUGUACACCCUGAAGCACGGUCAGCUCCAGAUGAGCGCCGCCCGAUUCGGCGACGCCCCUCUGAUCAAGCUGGGCAGCGACUUCAAGAAGGUGUCCGACUUCCAGAAGCACAUUCCCUCCAUCCCCAAGGUGCUGGAGCUUGACCACCUGACCAUCACUGGUGCCGUCAACCUGGGCCGCGGCGUGACGCUCAAGGGCACAGUCAUCAUCGUCGCGACUGAGGGAAGCACCAUUGACAUUCCCCCGGGAUCGAUCCUGGAAAACGUUGUCGUCCAGGGUAGCUUGCGUCUGUUGGAGCACUAAAUGCGUCGUCAUUCAUUUCUCAUUCACACCCCCCAAAAAUACCCAGUGCUCCAAGAUUUGGAAUUUUAUCAUCGUAUCUAUUAUCUCCAAUUUUUUAUGUGCUGGCAUAACGAGCGAGUUAGGGACUGGCCGAAUAAUGAACAACCAGCUAGCUAGUAGCUGAUGCAAAACAAACAAAAAAAAAACAUGUAGUGAGGCAAGGGCGGAGGGAAUGUGGCAAGGACAUUCAUGAUUGUACCGAUGGCUGCGUCGGCAUUGUGUAAAUACAGCUAUGGCCUAGUAGUAAUUGAUGCAAUGAGAUGGU
Messenger RNA from Trichoderma virens Gv29-8, 2141 nucleotides. RefSeq lists its product as uncharacterized. Bases 275 to 1837 code for a protein of 520 amino acids. Gene Ontology annotation, biological process: glycogen metabolic process; UDP-alpha-D-glucose metabolic process. Gene Ontology annotation, molecular function: UTP:glucose-1-phosphate uridylyltransferase activity. The transcript has 5 exons. Gene Ontology annotation, cellular component: cytoplasm. Lineage: Eukaryota; Fungi; Ascomycota; Sordariomycetes; Hypocreales; Hypocreaceae. The record is from RefSeq and is a predicted model, not a curated record.